Messenger RNA from Daucus carota subsp. sativus, 2102 nucleotides. Its product is annotated as GPCR-type G protein 1. Lineage: Eukaryota; Viridiplantae; Streptophyta; Magnoliopsida; Apiales; Apiaceae. The transcript has 14 exons. Gene Ontology annotation, cellular component: membrane. Gene Ontology annotation, molecular function: abscisic acid binding. The record is from RefSeq and is a predicted model, not a curated record. Gene Ontology annotation, biological process: response to abscisic acid. Bases 218 to 1624 code for a protein of 468 amino acids.
AUUCCGAGUUUCUGAAGAAAGAGCUGUAAAAGCAAUAAAACGAACUGAGCAGUGAGUACUGCAAUCUGCAAUAGCAAUUACAAGAAAAUUAGCGAAAAAACUCUGCUGCAAAUUAACGGUCAAACAGUGCGUGAAAUUACACAGAGAGAUGCUUGUAUAAUACACGGUGUUUGAAAUUGAAGAGAGAGAAAGCGUGGGAGCGGAGAGAGAGAUCUGGAUGGGGUGGGGAUUGGCGAUCUACGAAGGAGUAGUGGUGGUUGGUUCUCUGUUACUGCUUGGUUGGACUGGGAUUUGGUUUCUCAAUCAGAGAUUAUAUAAAGAGUACGAAGAGAAACAAGUGCUUGUUCAGAUCAUCUUCAGCGUCGUCUUCGCUUUCUCUUGUAAUCUGUUUGAGCUCGUCCUUUUCGAAAUCAUUCCUAUUCUCUCCAGAGAGGCAAGAUGGAUAAACUGGAAGGUGGAUUUGUUUUGUUUAAUUAUGUUACUGGUCUUCAUGUUGCCUUAUUAUCAUUGCUAUUUGAUGCUUUGCAAGAACGGUGUAAGGAGAGAACGGGCUGCACUUGGAGGUAUCUUAUUCCUGUUCGCCUUUCUCUACGCCUUUUGGCGGAUGGGCAUUCAUUUUCCUAUGCCUUCACCUGAUAAAGGUUUUUUUACCAUUCCUCAGCUGGUCAGCAGAAUAGGGGUAAUUGGGGUGACUGUCAUGGCCGUCUUAUCUGGUUUUGGAGCUGUCAAUUUGCCAUACAGUUAUUUAUCUCUCUUCAUCAGGGAAAUUGAAGAAACUGAAAUCAAGGCUUUGGAAAGACAACUCAUGCAGUCCAUAGAAACUUGCAUUGCCAAGAAGAAGAAAAUAAUUCUUUCUCAAAUAGAGAUGGAGCGAAUUCAAGGGUCAGAAGAGAAACUGAAGGGUAGCUCAAUCUUCAAGCGCAUUGUUGGGACCGUUGUGCGAUCUGUCCAAGAUGAUCAGAAGGAACAAGAUAUUAGAAACAUGGAAUCAGAGGUACAAGCUCUAGAAGAACUCUCAAAACAGCUAUUUUUGGAAAUCUAUGAGCUUCGACAGGCUAAGGAAGCAGCUGCAUAUUCACGAACUUGGAGGGGUCACCUACAGAAUUUACUUGGUUAUGCAUGCUCAGUGUACUGUGUAUACAAAAUGAUAAAGUCGCUGCAAAGUGUUGUUUUCAAAGAGGCAGGUUCAAUUGAUCCUGUGACAAGAACUAUCAGCAUAUCCUUGCAAUUCUUUGAUAUCGGCAUCGAUGCCACAUUAUUGUCGCAGUAUAUCUCUCUCUUGUUCAUCGGAAUGUUGGUUGUGAUUUCUGUGCGUGGAUUUUUAUCUAAUUUAAUGAAGUUUUUCUUUGCCGUUUCUCAAGUGGGCAGUGGAUCUUCGAGCAAUGUUGUGCUGUUUCUAUCCGAAAUUAUGGGAAUGUAUUUUCUGUCAUCAAUUCUUUUAAUUAGAAAAAGCUUGGCAACUGAGUACAGGAUGAUAAUAACAGAUGUAUUGGGCGGAGACAUUCAAUUUGAUUUCUACCAUAGGUGGUUUGAUGCUAUCUUUGUAGCAAGUGCUUUCCUUUCUCUGCUUUUGCUUUCUGCACACUAUACAUCUCGUCAAGUUGACAAACACCCAAUUGAUUAAUUGAUUAGCUCCUUCGUAGAUACUUUUGCUUGGAUAUACUUUUGCGGUGACACUGUUUUUUCGCUGACAUCUGAAAGUUAGCGCUGUAGUGUAGUAUAUCAAGUCCCUUAGAGAGCUUUGGAGUAUGAAUGAUAUUGCCACAUUCAUCCUUGAGAUGGAAGGAAGACCCAUGUAAAGGAUAUAAUGUAUUUAUAUCCACUGCCAGAGCGCAGUCCUCGGACGUGUGAAAUGAGUAGUAUAUGGUAAAGUUCUCUUAGAAGAAGGGUUACUGUAAAGGCUCUCUUUUAGAAUGGUAAAUUGUUUUUUAAGUGAUGGUGGAGCUCUAGGCAAUGUGUGAAAUAUUAGUUAUAAUUAAUUAAUAUAGUUUGAGAUGUGUUAUAUUAUUCUUUCUAGAAACAUGUCAAGUGUAAUACAGAGUUGCAGACUACUUUCUCAGUGAUGACGGUCUUUUAUGAUGAAAGCUGUGGUUAGUGACUAA